AGAGAGAGACAGAGAGACAGAGAGACAGACAGACAGACAGAGAGAGAGAGAGAGAUGUCACUCCAGUGAAGUGAAAAGAUGACGCCAGUCGCUGUUUAUUUUAAGGCCACUUCAUCUCCCGGGAGACCAGACAGUUAACAGCCCUAUGAAGACAUUCCCUUACAAGCUGUUAUUCUCCGUCAGAUAAGACCGCUCACACUACUAACGAUAGCUACCAGUAACCUCUCUCUCCAUCGUUAUGAGCGAGCCUAGUAACGUCUCCAACAUCCCAGUCGGGGGCUGGAACAUCACUAACCAGUUUGUCCAGCCGGUUUGGCUGCUCGCUCUCUGGACGGUAGCCUACAGUCUCGUGCUGUUUGUCUCGGUGAGCGGGAACGUCAUCGUUAUCUGGAUCAUCCUCGCUCACAAACCGAUGCGGACAGUGACAAACUACUUCCUGUUGAACCUGGCUCUCGCGGACACUUCCAUGGCGGCCUUCAACUCGUUCGUGAACUUCGUUUACGCUGCGCACGGGGACUGGUACUUCGGGCUCGUCUACUGCAAGUUCCACAACUUCCUUCCUGUGACAGCGGUGUUCGCCAGCAUCUACUCCAUGGUGGCCAUCGCCGUGGACCGGUACAUGGCCAUCAUCCACCCACUCAAGCCGCGCCUCUCGGCAACGGUAACCAGGUCUGUGAUAGGCUGUAUCUGGGGUAUGGCCGUGGUACUAGCGUUCCCACUGUGUUACUACUCAACCACCAGAAAGAUUGGACAGAGAACACUGUGUUACGUCUACUGGCCCCGCACUGCUCAGGACUCAUUCAUGUUAGUACCUCACUGCUCAGGACUCAUUCAUAUUCUCAUCCAACAGGUGUAUCUAUCAGUGUUGUGGCUGGCUAUGAGCUCCACCAUGUACAACCCUGUCAUCUACUGCUGUCUCAAUAGCAGGUUCCGUACAGGGUUUAAGCGUGCAAUGCGCUGCUGUCCGUUUGUCCGUCUGUCUGAAUACGACCAGAUGGAACUACGUAGCGCCCAUUUCCAUAUCAACAGACAGAGCAGCAUCUACACCCUGACCCGCUUCGAGUCCUGCUCCGCCGACCCACACAACGACCGCAGCGACAGGAGGAGGAGUCAGGGUGGUCGUCAUGGUAGCAUCACACACAACGGGGUGAAUCGUCACGGAACCCGACAUACACUCCUGACACACGCUAGUUACCACGGCAACCCCCGAGGGUCCACCUCCGCCACGGAGCUCACCUGAGAGGUUUGGACUUGAGACGAAGCGAACACACAAACACACACACACCCUUAUUGAAACACACACAAACACACCUGGAUUCCAUAACAUAUAGGAAUCCCCAUUUCUGUUCUAUACCAAUAAGUAACUUGUAACCAGGUCUGUUCUGUCAGUUAUAUAGUCAGUUAAACCUUCUGUUCUGUCAGUUAUAUAGUCAGUUAACCCUUCUGUUCUGUCAGUUAUAUAGUCAGUUAAACCUUCUGUUCUGUCAGUUAUAUAGUCAGUUAAACCUUCUGUUAGUUAUAUAGUCAGGUAACCCUUCUGUUCUGUCAGUUAUAUUGUCAGUUAACCCUUCUGUCAGUUAUAUAGUCAGUUAACCCUUCUGUUCAGUCAGUUAUAUUGUCAGUUAACCCUUCUGUCAGUUAUAUAGUCAGUUAACCCUUCUGUUCAGUCAGUUAUAUUGUCAGUUAACCCUUCUGUUCUGUCGAGGUAAAUAGUCAGUUAAACCUUCUGUUCUGUCAGUUAUAUAGUCAGUUAACCCUUCUGUUCUGUCAGUUAUAUAGUCAGUUAACCCUUCUGUCAGUUAUAUAGUCAGUUAACCCUUCUGUUCUGUCAGUUAUAUAGUCAGUUAACCCUUCUGUUCUGUCAGUUAUAUAGUCAGUUAAACCUUCUGUCAGUUAUAUAGUCAGUUAAACCUUCUGUUCUUUCAGUUAUAUUGUCAGUUAAACCUUCUGUUCUGUCAGUUAUAUAGUCAGUUAACCUUCUGUUCUGUCAGUUAUAUAGUCAGUUAACCCUUCUGUCAGUUAUAUAGUCAGUUAACCCUUCUGUUCUGUCAGUUAUAUAGUCAGUUAAACCUUCUGUUCUGUCAGUUAUAUAGUCAGUUAACCUUCUGUUCUGUCAGUUAUAUAGUCAGUUAACUCUUCUGUUCUGUCUGUUAUAUAGUCAGUUAAACCUUCUGUUCUGUCAGUUAUAUAGUCAGUUAAACCUUCUGUUCUGUUAGUUAUAUAGUCAGUUAACCCUUCUGUUCAGUCAGUUAUAUAGUCAGUUAAACCUUCUGUUCUGUCAGUUAUAUAGUCAGUUAAACCUUCUGUUCUGUCAGUUAUAUAGUCAGUUAAACCUUCUGUUCAGUCAGUUAAACCUUCUGUUCUGUCAGUUAUAUAGUCAGUUAACCCUUCUGUUCAGUCAGUUAACCCUUCUGUUCUGUCAGUUAACCCUUCUGUUCAGUCAGUUAACCCUUCUGUUCAGUCAGUUAACCCUUCUGUUCAGUCAGUUAACCCUUCUGUUCAGUCAGUUAACCCUUCUGUUCAGUCA
Molecule: messenger RNA, 2527 nt
Organism: Oncorhynchus keta (chum salmon)
Lineage: Eukaryota; Metazoa; Chordata; Actinopteri; Salmoniformes; Salmonidae
Product: neuromedin-K receptor-like
Exons: 5
Coding region: 239-1240 (333 amino acids)
Biological process (GO): G protein-coupled receptor signaling pathway; positive regulation of flagellated sperm motility
Cellular component (GO): plasma membrane; sperm midpiece
Molecular function (GO): tachykinin receptor activity
Source: RefSeq, a predicted model, not a curated record